AUGAGCCUGCGUGAGCCAUCCCUCAGUGUCCCUAAUGCGGAAGGUGUACCGCGUCUCACAGAUGUUGCCUUAUUUCUCUGCGGAAAAGCCAUUGCCGCUGCCUGGUCUCCUGUUAUUACUGCAGAUUCACGUGCAGCAGAGACCAUAGUCACAUGGUAUCUUCAACGCGUGGCCUUUAUGCAUGAAAGUACACCAAAUGAAACUAGUGAGACUCACAGUAAGAAUACAACGACAACAGUGGAAGAGACUCAAGAUAGCGGUGAGGCGAAUUUUUCUGUUGCGUUCAGUGCACUCUGUCGUGGUCCACCGAGUGAGAGAGAUUCACAUGGACGGACUUCAUCACAACAGCGACAACGCUCAUCUUCUAUACCUACAGUGUUUGGUUUUUCAGAACGUUUGGCAUCCCCCACAUCGCCAAUACCAACAACUGCAGGAACUACAUUCACAUCAACCACAACAACAACAACAACAGCAACAGGAACAACAACAGCAGGGUGGAGUGUACAAUCUAUAAUGGAUGAGAAUGAGAGUAGGAGAGCAUUUGCUAUUUUUGAAGAACUUCUAGAACUCUGUCGUGAUGUUGGAAGUAGUGAUGUUCGUGACGAAUUUCUCCGUCGUAUUAUUAUGGUUCUCCGAGUAGAUAUCCGGCCGACGAUGCGAUUACCGCAACCAUUUUGGUCAACCAAGAGUCAUGAAGAACGUGGUUCAAUCAUUCUCUCAUCUCUCUCAACAUUAUUUGGUGGACUCAAGGAACUUUCGCCUGUUCGUGCAGCGGGAAGUAUUACACAAGCAUUUAGUCUGUGGAUGGGAGUAAGUUGGAACUGUGCAUCUUUUAAUUGGCAAGUAUAUGUGGCUCAGGAGACUGGUCGUUGGCUUGCGGAUCUUGAGGUUCAAUUAGGAGGAAUAUUAGCAGCCAAUGCAGAUGCAUAUGGAGGUUCAAGACAAAAUGUCAGACCUCCACAGAGACCAAAAUCUAACAAGAAUAAUAGUGGUUGUACAUUACCAAAGAGUUUUUAUCCUGCGAUUGAAAAUAAACGAGAACUUAAUCUUGCCAGUAUGUAUGCUGCGAUGCGUCAAAUUUCUGAAACUCGAUCCUUGGAAAAGAGGAGUACAUUAGAAUUACUUAUGCAGAGUAGGUUUAGCUUGCAAAUUCCUGAUCAUAAUUUUUUGGAACAUAUGAUUAAUGAUCAAGUAUCUGGUUUUGCAGUACAUGAUACACAACAGUCACAUCAUUCUGUUCUUUUGAGAAUAACAAGUGGGGUACUUCUCUAUGCACAGUUUUAUCUUUCAGUACGAUCAUUAGAAGCAGCUCUACACUGUGCACAUAUGGCUGUUCUUGUAGGACAUCAAUGGUCUUCUAAUGAAUUCCUUACUAUGGCUCAUUAUAGUAGUUUUCUUGUACAUUUUGCAUGUCAAGAUACUCCUGCAGCUGCGGGAGAUAUUGCUAUUAUGUUGCAAUUAGCAGAUGCUGCUUCACAUAGAGAUAAUGAUACAGAUAAUGAUGUUAAUAUGCCUCGUCAUCAUGCUGGAUGCUUAGGAUAUAUGGGAGCAGCACUUCUUCUACUUAUUUCUCCUGGUACCGUUGAUACUUAUUUGCGAUCUGUUAUUGUAACUGGUAUUCUAUUCGGAAAUUCUAGCUCCUCUGAUGUAGCAGCCAGUGCUGGUGUUGGUGGUGGUGGGAACAGCGGCAAUAAUAAUAAUAAUAAUAAUAAUAAUAAUAAUAAUAACAAUAAUAAUAUCGGUAAUAUCAAUAACAGAAAUAAUUCUGGUAAUAGUGUACAAAAUGUGGCUGUUUCUGCUGGUGGUGGUCACUCUGUGGUCGUUCAGACCGUUGCACAGACCGUUCGACAUGCAUUGUGGCUUUCCGAAAUGGAGGCCUUUCUUGAUCCUUCCUCCACUGUAGUGACGGAGAUGAUUACGGGAGUUGCAAGGGAAACUAUGAUGAUUAUCGCCGGACAUUAUGGUGUUCGUUCUUCCUCUAAACCUAUAAAUGCCAAUUCGCUUGGAAACAUGCUAAAACAACUGGAUGAGGAAGUUUCUAUUAAGUCAUCACUUUUAUCGUACAAGCCACCUGUAUUACUUUUACAAGAAGCCAUACGGCAAACUGCGCAUCGUGCAUUGGCUGCUCAAGUAGGUACUGCAGAUGCUCCACCUGGUGCUGGACCAUUUAGUAUCCUACAGGAUUUUUUUAUUGCAGUGGAAACUCAUUAUGGAGAAGAAGGAACAAAAGUUGUACAGAAACACUUUUUCUAUGUAUCAACGUACCGUUUUAUCUGCGCUAUGUGGCUUCGUAAUCAUGGGUAUAUUAAAUCAGCUUAUCAAGAACUAACACGACUUGGGGAGAGCAUACUAUUUCACAGUUGUUCUACAGCUGGUGGAGAGAAUAUCUCAUUAUCAUCAUCGUCGUCAUUACCUACAACAACAACAACAACAACAAAUACAACAUCAGGAGCAGCAACAGUAACAGCAGAGAAUAUAUUAGAGAAUGGUACCUCCUCUGAUAAUGAUGGGGUAAUGAAAAAGACUGGUUUACAGUACUGGCCACCGGAUCACUUGCUUCUAUGGCAACAUGUUCAAUUUGAGCGAGCUCAGUUAGCGUACUAUCUUGGUUACUCCUCCACACUACCUGAAAUGAGUGAAGCUUUACGACGUGUGAGUGCGGCGAGUCACUUUGUGAUGGGUGUACUGUACGCUGAUCUUAUAUCUGCGAUGAUGUGUUCGCAGCGUGGGAAUCACUUAGCGGCUCUUGAAGCACUUGAUAAGAUCUCCCACAGUGCAGAUACGAUUGGAUUGACGUUAGUGCAGGCCCAUGCGGAGCUGCGGCGAGUCUCUGUUCUCCUGCACCUUUGCCGUUGGCGUGAUGCUCUCGAUGCCCUUCGCCGACUGCGGCCUUUGCCGUUGGUGUUGCAGCGCUGGUGUCUUUUUGCGCAGCUGCACGCCCGCGGCGAGUUGUUGCUUGCGUGUCCAACAGCCACGGAGGAUGAACUCGCGGCGUUAGUGCAGCACUACGUGGAUCGCAUGGAGGCCUGCGGCUGUUUUCUCAGCGAAGUGCAGCAGGAGGACUCUGUGGGCAUUACGCUGGCGGAGAAGUUGUGCAUCCACGCGUGUGUGUCGCGUCUCUCCUUGACACUCGCCGCAUCGCAGCAGCAGGCGUGGGAGUCGGCGGUGUGUGGCGUUGCGGCGGAGUUGCGGCGGCGGCAGUUGCAGGAGGGGCGGUGGUUGAUCUUCAGCAAUACAUCGAUGCCACUCGUCUGCCGCGAUGUACUCAGUGGGGCCAUGCUGCAGAGAUUACACCAGGCACAGUGUGAAGGAUAA
Messenger RNA from Trypanosoma theileri, 3315 nucleotides. RefSeq lists its product as uncharacterized. Lineage: Eukaryota; Euglenozoa; Kinetoplastea; Trypanosomatida; Trypanosomatidae. The transcript has a single exon. The record is from RefSeq and is a predicted model, not a curated record. The coding region runs from base 1 to 3315 and encodes 1104 amino acids.